Messenger RNA from Brassicogethes aeneus, 6459 nucleotides. Lineage: Eukaryota; Metazoa; Arthropoda; Insecta; Coleoptera; Nitidulidae. The record is from the annotation of a GenBank genome assembly.
AUGUGUUUUGUUUGUAACUUUUAAAGUAUCAACCUUGAACAAAAAAUAUUGGCUCAUAAAACACCACAUUAAAGUGUUUUGCUUUGGACAGUUUGUUUGUCAGUUUUUAAAAUCAAAAUUUAAGGUUUUUAAUUGAUAAAUUUGAUAAUAAAAUGGAAUGGAGUUGGUUAAAGGAUUGGUGGAGAAUAAAAAAGUGGAGAAGAACAAGAAAAUCAAGUGAACCCAUUUGUUAUUGUGAUGAAUGCUUGCAAUGUGAUGGAGACUUGGAAGUAUGCGACCCAAUAGACGCACUAACCUCCCAAGAAAUGGAGGAUGGAGGCAAGGUGGUUUAUGUGGGGGUUUGUGCUAUGGCUAAAAAGUCACAGAGCAAACCCAUGAAAGAGAUUCUCACCAGACUGCAAGAAUUCGAGUACAUCAAAGUAAUUGUAUUUCCUGAAGAUGUUAUCCUGCAGAAACCAGUAGAGGAAUGGCCAGUCUGCGAUUGUCUGAUUUCCUUUCAUUCCAAAGGGUUUCCAUUGGACAAGGCGAUCUCGUACGCUCAAUUGCACAACCCCUACGUGAUCAACAAUUUGCAUAUGCAGUACGAUAUCCAAGACCGAAGGAAGGUUUACUCGUUACUGGAAGCAGAAGGAAUCGAAAUUCCUCGAUACGCGGUUUUGGACAGGGAUAGCACUGAUCCAAAACACCACGAAUUAGUAGAAUCAGAAGAUCACGUUGAAGUUAAUGGGGUUGUUUUUAACAAACCUUUUGUGGAAAAGCCCGUUUCUGCCGAGGAUCACAAUAUUUAUAUUUAUUAUCCUACAUCAGCAGGGGGUGGAAGUCAAAGAUUAUUUAGAAAGAUAGGCAGUCGUAGCAGCGUUUAUUCCCCAGAAUCGAGAGUUAGGAAAACUGGCAGUUUUAUUUACGAAGAUUUUAUGCCAACUGACGGGACGGAUGUUAAAGUUUAUACUGUUGGACCAGACUAUGCACAUGCAGAGGCCCGUAAAUCCCCGGCCUUAGACGGAAAAGUGGAACGGGAUAGAGAAGGCAAAGAAAUCCGUUACCCUGUGAUACUUAGCAACGUGGAAAAAUUAAUUUCACGAAAAGUCUGCCUUGCCUUUAAACAAGCGGUCUGUGGAUUUGAUCUUCUAAGAGCUAACGGAAAAUCCUUUGUUUGCGACGUAAAUGGCUUUAGUUUUGUCAAAAACUCAAACAAAUACUACGAUGAUUGCGCCAAAAUUUUGGGCAAUAUGAUUUUGCGAGAGCUUGCGCCAACUCUACACAUUCCGUGGUCCGUGCCGUUUCAACUCGACGAUCCUCCCAUCGUGCCAACAACUUUCGGCAAAAUGAUGGAGCUUAGAUGCGUUGUUGGUGUCAUUAGACAUGGAGAUAGGACACCAAAGCAAAAAAUGAAGGUUGAAGUCAGACAUCCAAAAUUUUUCGAGAUAUUUGAAAAAUAUGAAGGGUAUAAACAUGGACACGUAAAGUUAAAACGUCCCAAGCAACUACAAGAAAUUUUGGAUAUUGCGAGGGCAUUAUUGGCUGAAAUUCAGCAACAUGAAGCUGAUCCUGAAAUAGAAGAGAAGCAAGGAAAACUAGAGCAACUUAAAGGCGUAUUGGAAAUGUAUGGUCACUUUUCUGGCAUAAAUAGGAAGGUUCAGAUGAAAUAUCAACCAAAGGGAAGACCUCGAGGGUCUAGUUCUGAUGAUGUGGACAAACCAGCUGAACCAUCAUUGGUCUUAAUCUUAAAAUGGGGCGGGGAAUUGACUCCUGCUGGAAGAAUCCAGGCAGAGGAAUUGGGUCGAAUUUUCCGUUGCAUGUACCCAGGGGGACAAGGUAGACAUUUUGCCGGCGAAUACGCAGGCGCACAAGGUUUAGGUUUGCUAAGGUUGCACUCGACCUUUCGCCACGACCUGAAAAUUUACGCGUCAGACGAAGGCAGAGUUCAGAUGACAGCGGCGGCCUUUGCAAAAGGCCUAUUGGCCUUGGAGGGUGAACUUACCCCAAUUCUUGUGCAGAUGGUUAAAAGCGCAAACACUAACGGACUCUUGGAUAAUGACUGUGAUAGCAGCAAAUAUCAAAAUAUGUGCAAAUCAAAAUUACAUGAACUUAUGCAAAUAGAUAAAGAUUUUACGCAAUUAGAUAGGGAGAAGAUAAAUCCGUGCAAUUCUUCUAGUAUAUCAGAUGCUUUAGAUUUUGUGAAAAAUCCUGUAAAAUGUUGUAAACAUGUCCAUGAAUUAAUAAAAAAUCUUUUGGAGAUUGUACAAGUCAAAAAGGAAGAUCUUAAAACAAAAGAUGCAAUUUUGUAUCAUGGAGAAACUUGGGAGCUGAUGGGGCGACGUUGGGGUAAAAUCGAAAAAGAUUUUUUCACAAAAAAUAAAACUUUUGAUAUCAGUAAAAUUCCGGAUAUUUACGAUUGCAUUAAAUAUGAUUUGCAACACAAUCAACAUACUUUACAAUUUGAACAAGCCGAGGAACUCUAUAUGUAUGCUAAAUAUCUUGCAGACAUUGUCAUUCCCCAGGAAUACGGUUUAACAACUCAGGAAAAGUUAACUAUCGGUCAGGGCAUAUGUACGCCUCUUUUAAAGAAAAUAAGAGCCGAUUUGCAGCGUAACAUAGAAGAAGCAGGCGAAGAGACAGUGAAUCGUUUAAAUCCACGUUACUCGCACGGAGUGUCUAGUCCGGGUCGUCAUGUUCGAACCCGCCUUUACUUUACUAGCGAAUCGCACAUACACUCGUUAAUUACUGUGCUGAGGCACGGAGGACUGUUGGACACGAAAAAAGACGAACAGUGGCGAAGAGCAAUGGAGUACGUGUCGAUGGUGUCGGAAUUGAAUUACAUGUCUCAGAUUGUGAUCAUGUUGUACGAGGAUCCCACAAAGGAUCCGUGCAGCGAGGAGCGGUUUCACAUUGAACUGCAUUUUAGUCCUGGGGUUAAUUGUUGCGUGCAAAAGAAUUUACCGCCAGGUCCCGGUUUUCGACCGCAUUCGAGAAAUGAAUCAGUUGGAAGUAAAAACCCGAGUUCAAAUACAUCGGUAACAGCAACCCCAGACGAGAUAAAAAGCCAAUGUUCUCCGAGGAUUGAAGAGGAGGGGGAAAUUGGUAGCAUGGAUGACGAAAAAUACUCGCCGAAGGAUUCCGCGGACGAUUCUGAAACAGUUUCUCCUACCAUAUCGCCGCAGGAGUCUGUUUAUAAAACAUUCAUCAAAACAAGCGAUCCAAUACCAAUUGGGAGUUCCCAUACAGUUUGCGGCCAUGAGGCGAUGCAUUUGGCGAAAUGUUUAAACGAAGAGCUGGCAAAUCAGGCGGCGCAAAGCGGCAGAAGUUACCUAAACCACAGGGCGGUUAGUCCGGAACCGGAACCUAGGGCGCGGAGCUACGAUCAUAAGAGCCCGCAGAAAGGGGGAAAAGUAUCCCCGUCAAGUACCAUGUCAAUAACACCCACCAAUAAUCCCUUAACCUCUCCCCUUGAGAUUCCAAUCCGGACUGUAACUUCGAAAAACGAUUUUACAUAUUUAAAUUGCGAUAACAGUUUUACGCCUAUAAACUUUGAUAAAGGAGAUUUAAGUCCUAUCGAUGGGUCUUUUGACAGCGAUUUGGACUCUUUAUCAUGCAAUAAUAAUCUUGGCAGUAUUGGGCAGGAUUCUUUAAAGUCCAGGCCGCAAAGUGCUACAAAUGAGUUGCCUUUGACGGAAUUAAAUUUAGCAUUAUUUACUUGCGAAUUAGAGACAAAAAGUUUUAACAAGAUGAGCACCAACGAGUUGCCGUUGUCUGAUAUCAGGUUUGGUAGAAAAGCAUCUCUCUCCAAACAAACCACAGUGGACAGUCAAAACGAUGAUGUGUCGAUGGAGGUUAAUUGGGAGACAGAUGUUAAAAAUGUAGAGGAACGGCGAUUAAAGAUUGCCAAGUUUCAAAAACGAUCAUUUUCUGAUCCAAACUUAUUUGAUAAUAAAUGCAUAAACUUGUCAGACAAGGAAUUUUUGUUCGAAAAGUACAAUCAGAGCUUGCUUAGUAGUGAUAGUAUUCCUCCCACAGAACCACCGAUAUUUAGCAAUAGUUUUUACCCUAACGCCGAGCAUGUAUCCGAACACACCCGAUCCCGUAGUUGCUUGCUUUGCGCUAACAGUUCGCCCUCCUAUCUUUUGUCAUUCUUUACGUUCGGCACGUGUCGAUCGGUUUCGCACCUCGUGCCCCCGCCCCCCAAUGUAACCGCCUACCAACACAACCACCUUCCUCCUUGCAUGUCCGAUGUAGAAGGCAGUGCCGUAAGCAGCGCGCGUCGCCAUCGUCACAGUAUCGCCGGACAGAUGAGCUAUUUCAAGAUGCUAGGCUUUGGGUGUGGAGGCCCGUUAGGUGUCAAAAAACUAGUGGCUGGCAGCACCAACUCCCUGUUCUCCACGGCCGUCAUCUCCGGAAGUUCCAGCGCACCCAACCUGAGAGACAUGAUCACCAGCACAGCAAGCGCCUCGGCCAUUGAAGGUUUUGGAGGCGUCCCUCCAAUAAGACCGUUAGAAACGUUGCACAACGCCCUCUCGCUGCGUCAAAUCGACUGCUUCCUGGACCAAAUGACAGCAGCGCCGCUGUUCAGGACGCCGUCGUCGACGCCGCCCAGGUACCCGUCAACACCGCUUCCGACGCCUGGUGCCGGUCAAUCGACUGUUAGUUUGGCGUCUUCUACUACGCAACCGUUGAAACUGACCUCGCCAAGUAACAGUGUAGGCUGGAGCGGUCCUCCAAGUUUCAUUUCGAACAGCGGUCCCAGUUCCCCAGGUUAUUCGGAAACAAAUUCAAAAGAAAGUAGUGAGAUGUCGUCCAGCGUGAUCAGUGCAGAUGGAGUUACAAUGGAUAAAAUUAGCAACAUCUUCCCAACCGCUCUUGUCUUGGACCAAGAUCUGGGAAGUGUUGGAAUGUUGUUGGAUAUGGAUCGAGAAAUAUCUGGAUCCAUGGAGUUUUCUGAAUACUAUGCCAGCAUUCACAAACCAGUUUAUAGAGGGGAGAGCGGCGAGGUGACCCCAAUAUCAGGAGGUUCCGAAGUGGAAUUUAAUACAAAUGACGCUACAGCUGGAAGUACAGCAGAUUGUGAUGUCACCGUUACCGAAGAUAUGGAGCAUUCUUUUAUUAUGGGCGAUGAUGAUAUUUUUGAUCCAAUAGAAUCAAACAAUCAAAUGACUAUUUCCAAUGAAAGUAAUAGAUCUAGCAUAAAUAUGUGUGUUAAUGUUUUCAACAAUGAAAGGUUACCGACAUCAAUAAGCCUUUUAAGCGAAUUGGAUUUAACGAAGCCUAGCGUUUACGAUAAGGAAUUAUCGAGUUCUAGUAAGAAUAUUUCGGGAGUUGAAUCGGUUAAGUGGAAUACUAGUAAAGAAAAAUUUUUAGAAAGUAAAGGUUCAAAGUAUGUAAAAAAAGAUAACAUAAACUUUGCUAAAAAUCUUAAUAUUACGACAGAAAAAAAGGUGGAUAAAGACUACACGGAAAUUAAUCUAUUAAAACAAACACCAGGCACUGUUAAGGUAAAAGAAAGUUUCAUAGAACCGCCCAGAAUGAACAGGGUAUCCAGAAGUUUUCACGGGAAGUUACCAACCACUAACAGCUUUUUAGAUAUUUCAAAUAAUGCUCCCAGGCGGGCCAGUGACAGCCUCUCUACAGCAACCAACACUGCUUUUGUGACGACUACAAAUUUUGACAAAGAAAAAAAGAAUAGACCCGCUUUUACAAGUCAACUAUCGCAGCCUUGUACUACCAAUAUAAUUACGUCCAAUUUAAAUUUCAGAAAAACUUCAUUAACUGAGACAGUUCCUAAAAAUCCGCGAUUUACAACCGUCAAAGUUGACGAAGCCGAACAUGCUGCUUUUAUGGGAAUUAAAGUGAAAUCUACAGAAAAGAAGGAAUACGAAUAAAUGAAUUUACAAUAGGUACUUGCUAUUUUAGGAUGUUUAUAAUACGAAAGGUGGAAAAAUUUCUGGGAUUGUAUUAUUAUUUUAUAAGUAUUAAUAUUUUUAAUUAAAUUAUUGAUUUGGCAAUUUCUUAAAUAUUGUAGUAGCUGUAGUAAAUACAAGAUAUUUAUCAACUGUUAUUUCAGUCUAUUUGAAGGGGGUUUAACUCUCUAGCGUUCCUUUAAAUAGUUAUUUUUUAAAUUAAUAAAGGUUAGAUUAAUAAAUCCAAAUUCCCCAAAUUCAAACAAUUUUCGUAAUUCCGGAAAUUUUUGCAAUAUAAAUAAUGUGGUUAUGCCAAACAAUGUUAAAAAAAUUAGACAUAAAAAUAUUAUUGUUAAUUUAAUUGUACUUCUUUUAGACAGGUCAUAAACUAGCAUACAUGUGUGUUAAACAUGGUUGCGAUUUGAUGUUUGCUAGUGUGUUGUCAAAAAAACGCAAACAUGUAAAAUGUACAUUGUAAUGUGAUUGUACAUCACACAACAAUCAACGCACUGUCAAGCAUGUAUGACAAAAAUGUAUGCUAGUCUAUGGCCAACUUUAUAAAAUAAAC